GGCCUCGCAGUUGCAUACAUUGUGCGAUGCGAAAGGUUGGCGAGCUAUUAACGUUGUCAAUUUAAUGCUGAGAAUAUUCACCUGGACAUUCAAUCAACAUUACGUUGAAGACUCAUCGCCUCUGAAAGGCGUAUGAGACACUCGCUCCGGUAACCUGCAGAAAGCUCCCACCACAUCGGAUGAGACCGCCUGCAUAUAGCCGCUAGUCAUUAGGCGGCAACAGGGCUAUAUAAGACGUAGGCGAGGGAUGCAAGAUUGGAUGUGCAGACUGACAUCGUUCCUGUGAUACCCCCAUGCUGGAGAAUUGCGUAACCGAGCGGGUGCUGCAGGUCUUCCGUCCCCACUCCGCCUUAGUGUCCGGAACAACCAUAUGGCUGUCAUCAUCUAGAAACGUCAGUGACUCUAAAGUGAAAUUGCCAUGGAAUCGGGUACCGAGCACGAUGGAUUUAAAUAUCCAUCUGUUCCCAAUUCACAAUGUGAUCUCAACAUAAAUAUUUAUGAGACCAUCAGCGACAGAAACGUCAAUAAUAUGGGCACUUCGACAGUCGUGAGAGGUGGGAGCGACCCAAGUUCGUAUCCUCCAUCGAAUUAUCAGCUGAUCGUACGUCAAAGAUUCAUCAGGAGAAGUUUGUGGUUCUCGGACUCGGAUGAACAGGCUUUUGAGGUGCCAGAAUGUGACAACAGCAGUAAAAUCGUCAACAUAAACCUGCGCACGAUAGUUGACAGAACACGGGGGGCUUGGUCGGGGCCACAGGAGGGCUCCAGCACCGAGAGUCAAGGGGGGCAGAAAGACAGCGCCACAGAGAGUGCCAGUGCUGAUGAGAAGGAGAAAGCUGGGGAUGCAUUGAACGUUGCAUCCACCGAUGGCAGUAAAAAUGCUAUCAGAACUGCCAGCGACGAGAACGAGGAAGAGGCCGAAAUGAAAGCUGUUUCCACAUCCCCUGGGGGACGGUUUCUCAAGUUUGAUAUUGAGCUCGGGAGAGGGUCCUUCAAGACUGUCUAUAAAGGUCUGGAUACCGACACGUGGGUGGAAGUUGCCUGGUGUGAACUUCAGGACCGUAAGCUGACCAAAGUAGAGCGUCAGCGGUUUAAGGAGGAGGCAGAGAUGCUGAAGGGGCUGCAGCACCCCAACAUCGUCCGCUUCUACGACUUUUGGGAGUCACCCCUCAAAGGGAAGAAGUGCAUCGUCCUGGUAACGGAGCUCAUGACCUCAGGCACGCUCAAAACGUAUCUGAAGCGCUUCAAGGUAAUGAAGCCCAAGGUUCUGAGGAGCUGGUGUAGGCAGAUCCUGAAGGGUCUUCACUUCCUCCACACCAGGGCCACUCCCAUCAUCCACAGAGACCUGAAGUGUGACAACAUCUUCAUCACGGGCCCCACCGGCUCCGUCAAGAUAGGAGACCUGGGGUUGGCCACGCUCAAGAGGGCCUCCUUCGCCAAGAGUGUCAUAGGCACCCCAGAGUUCAUGGCCCCAGAGAUGUAUGAGGAGCACUAUGAUGAGUCAGUGGAUGUCUAUGCCUUUGGCAUGUGCAUGUUGGAGAUGGCCACCUCAGAGUACCCGUACUCGGAGUGUCAGAACGCUGCACAGAUCUACCGCAAAGUCACCAGCGGGGUGAAGCCUGCCAGCUACAACAAGGUUGUGGAUCCUGAAAUCAAGGAGAUUAUUGGCGAGUGCAUCUGCCAGAAGAAAGAGGAGCGGUACUCCAUAAAGGACCUGCUGAACCACGCCUUCUUUGCAGAGGACACAGGGGUGCGGGUGGAGCUGGCUGAGGAGGAUGAUGGGAAGAAGGCGGCCAUCGCCCUGAAGCUGUGGGUGGAAGACCCAAAGAAGCUGAAGGGAAAAUACAAGGAGAGUGGAGCCAUUGAGUUUACCUUUGAACUGGAAAAAGAGAGCUCGGAGGGCGUGGCUCUAGAGAUGGUGGAAUCAGGGUUCUUCCAUGAGAGUGAUGCUAAGAUCGUGGGGAAGUCGAUCCGGGACCGCGUAGCACUUAUUAAAUGGAGGCGGGAGAGGACUGUGUCGGCCCUACCCCCAGUGAACCAGGGAGAGGCAGGACUCAGGGCCCAGGCCACCCUAGCCCAUGGGACCUCUGCUGGGGCUACACAGGCAGGACAGCCCCCUUUGAUUGAGCCCAACGAGCCAGAAGCAGACCAGCACGCCAGGCUAUGUAACCUUCCGGCCAGCGCAACCUCUGUCACAUCAGACAGUACCUUUGACAGCGGCCUGGGCUCCACUGUGUUUUCUGACUCCCACAGCAGCCAGCACAAUGUCCUCUACCAGUCCCAAGUGGAGCCCAUCACCAUGGCAACGCAGCAGCGUCAGUGUUUGGCUUCAACACGUCCCCGAUCCUGUGAAAGGGGCGAGGGGUGGAAAGCAGCCCUGGGGCCAGAGUUCCGAGUGUGUGCAGGGACACGGAGAGGGAGUGCCUCGGUCAUUGACACUCUUAGGGGCAACAACGACAUCCCUCUUCAUAUGCUCCUGCAACCUAUUACCUCUGGGUCCUGCAGCCAACAGAGAGCUUCCAGUCCCUCCCCCACAUCACCAGACGACCAGUCAGAGAGCAGCCCCUCUGAGUCCCGCUCUGAGGCCGAGGACGGCUUCCCUUCCCCGAGAGCAUUUCCUGCCCCCAUCCUCCUGCCCCCCCCAUCCCCCACAUACUCUGAGGCCCGACGUCAUAGUGACUCUUCUAUAGAAUCUCCGACAUUGGAAGCCACCAAUGGAAGUAGGUUGAAGUCUGUGUCAGUGGAGGCAGCAGUGGGGCGGAGGCACUCGGACCUUAGCACGCUGCACAGCCUAAACUCUGCCCUUCAACACCACCAUCAUCAUCACCAAGGCGCACCCAGAAACCACCUGUGCCAAGCCUGCCUCUCUCUGCUGCUGAAGUCACGAGAAGGGGGGCACAAGAAGCACACUGCUUUUCCCUUUCCACCACACCCCUGUGCUUGCCCCCACCGGCACCACCACUUCUCCAGUGGGAUGACGACAACUGCAGGGUUAGGAGGGAUGAAAGGUCCAAGUCAUACAGGAAGUGACUUCUCUGACCUCUCCUUAUUACAAAAGAACCUGAUGAACAUCAUCAGCCGUAAAACCACCCCAUCCAACCAGGGCCAAGCCUCCCUCCUCCACCUGCGUAGUCUGAAGUUAACCCAGAGAGGCAGCUUCAGUGGUGACCACACAGCACCCCCUCUAGCCAGGCCCACACAGGACCACAAGGCCAGCUACUGUGCUGGGGAGCACCGAGCCACCGGGCCUCCGGGAGUGCCCAGUGCUGUGCAUGCAUUGCUCCAGAACCAGUCAUCUCUCCAGGGCCAGCCUGCCUCUGCCCCAGCCCUGCACACGCCCCUGCAGUACCUCCAGCCUGGUCACAGCUAUCCCGUCAGUCCCCUGGCAGGCUACUCAGCUGCAGCUCUACAACACACCCCAGCCUCAGCAACUUACACAGCAUCAAACAUUCCUCUGCAACAUAACAAUACUGGACAUAGCUACCCAGCUCCAGCUCUGCAAAAGACAGCAACAGCAGCAAGUCAUUCAACUGAAAAUGUACCACUUCAACAGCCUGCAGCAAGCUUUUCAGCAGCUACCCUGCCCCUGCAACAGCCACACACUGCAGCAAGCUACACUGCAGCAACUAUGCCAAUCCAACAGACACCAACUCCACAGAGCUACAGUGCCCCAACUCAGCAACAAAUGACUCAAACUGCUGCAAGCUACCCAGCUCCAAUUCUGCAACAGACCCCAACAGCAGCAAGCUUCUCAGCAGCAGUAGCCAUGCCUGUCCAACAUACUGUAUUGGCAGCUAGCAUAGGAACUGCAACAAUACCCUCACAACCAGCUGCACAGAGCUACCCAGCUCCAGUGGAGCAUCUGCAACAUCUCGCUCCCCCACAGAGCUAUGCAUCUGUAGCCCCAACUGUGGUCCACACUGUACCUAUACCCAGUCUCCCUACUCAGGAUCCCAGUGUCGCAACACAGCCUCUAGCUGCUGCUGUGCUUCCCCCAGUCCAGCCUUGCCCAGCGCCACACAGCCUCCCAGCCACAGCCAUGCCUCCCAGUCUGCAGCCAGGCCAGUCUAGUCCCAUGCAUCACAGCCAACAGACUGUGCCGGUCCCCAUUCAACAGCAACAUAGCCAGCCAAUGCCCCAGCCCUCAGCACAACACCGCCAACAGCCUGUUCAGGCCCCCAUUCAGCAGCACAACCAGCAAACUGUGCAGGUCCCCCUACCCAAACACAGCCAGACCAUGGCCCAGCCCACUGUCCAACAGGCUCCAGUCAUCCAGAGCUAUCAGUCACCUGCCCAUAAUGUGCAGCAAGGUUCAACCCUCCAGAUUUACCCCAACGCUGCACCCCUAAUGGGGCAACCGAACACUGCUUCACAGAGCUACACACCCACAGCCCCACACAUAAAACAACAGGCUGCACCGGUACAAGGCUACACGCCAACGAAACCCAGUGUGAUGGGUCAGGCCUGUCCAUCUGCUCCACAGCAGGCUGCAGCCCCUAAGACCUACCCAGUGGCCCCCAUAGUGCAACAACAGACUGGGACUGCCACUCCACAGCACAGCCAGGCCCAGGCAGCUACACUACCACUAGGCCAACAGAACCAACCCUAUGUCUUCAACGCAGUUUUCCUGAACCAGAAUUUUCCUGCUGCUCAAAGCCUUUCCCAGCACCACCAAUCAUCAUCUAGUCUGCCUUCCCAGGCAUCGCCUCCUCAGCAGCUAUUGGCUCAGGCCUCUGUCCCUCAGCAGCUGCAGCCACUGCAGAUCUCCACCUCUCUGCCACCAACACACCUUUCCCAGUUUUCCUCACCGUAUCCCAAAAUUCAAGUGGUGACCUCUCUGACUGGAUGUGACACCUACACUCACCCCUGCCCUGUUCCCCAGUCCUACUCUUCCUCUCUGCCCCCUCUCUACCUCUCCCCAGGCCAGCCUGCCACUCUGCCCCCCUCUGUCUCGUCCCUCGCCCCCUUACAUAUAGAGAAUGCUCUGGCGCCCCCCUCUGUGCCCCCGAUAUCCUCACACACACCCCUGCUGGCCAUGACAGCACCCACACUGCCACAGCAUCAGCAGAUGUACCCCGCUGCUCUGCAACAGAGUGUUAUGACACACACACACCCUCACACACAGCUCCCCACUCUCACACACCCGGUUCACUCACACCUUGCCUCACUGCCUGGACAACAGAACACACAACUGCAGAAUACACACCACAUGCACCCAAACCCUUUUCAACACGUCACACACCCCACAUACUCACACCCUGCUGCUGCAACUGAACUUGCUCUGCCGAGCUUUCUGCCCUUAAGACAGCAGGUCCAGCAGCAGGCCAAGGCCCAGCUUCCAGAUGCCAUCCCCUUUGCACAGCCUAAUCAGCCUUCCCAGCCUGCAGUUUUCUCCCCUCCAAUACAGACUGUGUCGGACCCUGGCACAGGUACUGCCGCAACCCAGCUUGACCUCAACCAGAACCCCAGCCAAACCCAGUCCAAGCAUCAGCAUCAGGCCCAAGGCCAGAGCCAACCACAGGCUCCAGCUCCACUACCCCCUGACUCCCAGACAGCAGCCCCUUGGACUGCCAGCACCAGCCUGACUCAGCAGAACCAGGCCGGUGCGAGCAGAUACUCAGGGACCACACUCACCUCGGGACAGGCUCAAACAGAGUCCAAUCUGGAGGAUCCUGGUGCAGAGAAGCAGGCUUCAGGGGCCAGCUACUCCUACGACAGUGUGAACUCCGACGCCACCUCAGGGAAGGAGAUGAGCGAUGGUAACGAGGGGACGCACGGAUCAGGGAAGGGCGAGGGGAAGGUCCGGAAACACCACCGCCGCUCCACGCGCACCCGCUCACGCCAGGACAAGAUCAACAAGCCCAAACUCAGCAUGCUCAAUGUGUGUUAUACAGGGGAUAAGAUGGUGGAGUGUCAGCUGGAGACACACAACCACAAGAUGGUUACCUUCAAGUUCGACCUGGAUGGAGACGCACCUGAGGAGAUAGCCACUUACAUGGUGGAGAAUGACUUCAUCCUGCUCCUGGAGAAGGAGAUGUUUAUAGAGCAGUUAAAGGAUAUUGUGGACAAGGCUGAGGACAUGCUGAGUGAGGACACGGAGGGGGAAAGGAUUUCUGACCACGUGGGCAGUCCCCAGCAGAGCCACGGAGCAGUCAUACUGGGGGGAGAGGGUACAAAGACGGCUACACCUAAUUCACCACAACUUGUGUACCAGCAGAACGUCCUCCACACCGGGAAGCGCUGGUUCAUCAUCUGCCCCGUGGCCGAGACGCCCACGCCAGACAGAGAGAGGACUUCAUCAGACACCUCUACAACCAAGGAGGCUCCUGUCACAUCAUUGUCUAGGUCCAGUUGCAGUACUACUCCGCCAGUGUCUGCCCCAACUCCUGUUCUUGCCCUGACCACCACACCCCCUACUCCAGGCCCCUCUGCACCUCAAAGCUCUGCCCAGUCUCAGGACACCAACGUAGGCAAGGCCAGAGUUCAGCAGCCCCAGGCCUCUGGAACCAAACCCUCCAGCACCAGUGCUACGACUGCUGCCAUGGGCCGCCACGACUCUCUUUCAGGCAGCGAACCCUGCAUCUCCAUGGUAACAGACAUCCCAUGCUGCCCCAUCGUCCCACCUGUGUCCCUGGAUGUGAAUGGGGCGGGACAUAAAGGGGUGAGUGGCACUUCCUCAUGUCUACCCAAUCAGGAGGCCAGCCUGUCAGGAGACCCGCCCCCUCCCCUGGACUCCCACCAGCCAGUGGUCCUGCAGCAGCCCUAUGCAAUGCCAAGCAUGGUGGGUGGAGGAGGUGGAGCCAGAACACCAUCACAGCCCCAGAGUCCCGCCCACCAGGCGUCCCAGCAGCAGGAUGGACCUGGGGGGUCUGGGAGUGGAGGUGGUUGCGGCCUGGGGGAGUCUGAUGGAGAGGGCCCGCCCAGGGUGGAGUUUGUGGACCGUACCAUCAAGACUCUGGAUGAGAAGCUGAGGAACCUGCUGUACCAGGAGUAUGCCCAAUCUGCUCCCUCCAGCACCGCCUCCGACCUACAGGGCUCCAACACAGAGGGGAUCAGCUCUCCCCCUGUCUCUGACUGCCAGACCACCUCUGGGGGGGGGCUCUCCAGGAAGGGAGCGGUGCUGCCUCAGAUUCCUGAGCGUACUGAUAGUUUGGGUACACUGAGUGACUCUGCAGGAUUGUUGAACAGGAGAGACUUUGUGGGCAGUUCCAGUUCCUAUGUCUCCAAGAGCCGCUUUCAGAUCAUCCCCACUCCUCCGGACGUCAUCCGUCGUUUAGAGAAGGGCAGAAGUCGCAGUGGUUCGGGGGGCUCUCGCGCCGCAGCCGAGGGGGGCAGCCCACGAGACCAGGGGUGUAUGGUCGUGGGUAGGUUCUCAGUGAUGACCGCUGAAGAGGGUGCGGAAAACGCCCCCAAACCCCCCUGUAGUAACCGCUACUCAGCCCCUCCAGACUUGGACCAGGACACCACCGCCUCUAGCCCCAUCGCCACCCCCAGCCUGCUCCCACGUGCCCACACUGCUGACGCUGCCACCAACCACUCCUUUCACUUCGACUCUGACUCGGGGGAGGAGGACACCAGCAGUUUAGCCCCUCCCCUUGCCCACCACAAGCCUCCGGCUCAUGCCCUCCCGGAACACAGCGGAAGUGACCUCAUGAAGAGGGCGGUGGCCUUCCUGCGCCGCACUGGCCGCAGCAGUGUGCAGAGCUCUGAUUCGCCGAGCCGGCAAUCCGUGGUAGCGAAUGGCCACACCGUCCUGCCGCCUGGACCCGGCCAUGUAUCAUACGUCAGCAGUGACAACGACUCUGAGUUUGAGGAUGCGGACAUGAGGAAGGAGCUGCAGAGGCUGAGGGAGAAACACAUGAAGGAGAUCUCUGAGCUGCAGGCGUUCCAGAGGAGUGAGAUAGAGCGUCUGUAUAAAGAGCUGGGGAAAGCCCUGCCGCCUGGUGUAGGCCUGUUGCACGCUGCUCCCCCUAGUGGCCGCAGACGCAAGGUCAGCAAACACAAGCUGAAGGCAGGCAAGUUGCUCAACCCCAUGGUGCAGCAGCUGAAAAACAACCUGAAUACCACCACCACCACCGGUGAGAGCGCACCGAGCUCAUCUGGCUCUCCAGCUAAGAGCUCCAUUGUGUCUGACGGCUCGGCCCGCUCCAGUGGCAGCAGCAGUACCAGUGGCACUCAGCCCGGCAAGGCCCCAGAGCCUGUCCAGACCCAGCAGCCCUGCUCUCUCAAGGGCUCGUUCUCUUCUGACAACAUCUACGGUGGAGGCAUGGCCACACACGUAGGCCCAGGGCAAGGCUGGACGGUAUACCACCAAACGUCAGAGAGAGUGACCUAUAAAUCUAGUAGCAAACCACGUGCUAGAUUCCUCAGUGGACCCGUGUCUCUGUCCAUCUGGUCCACACUGAAACGACUAUGUCUAGGCAAAGAGCGCAGUAGUAGGUCUUCUCACGGCGCCAGUGCGACUCAGACGGCAUCCAAUCAGCAACAGCCAGAAGCUGUCCCCAAUCCUUUGCCAUCUCCUCAACCAAUGACAGUGCUAGCUCAGGCCCAGACAAACAACAGCAACAACAAGAAACCAGGUACUUUCACGGACGACCUGCACAAGCUGGUAGAUGAUUGGACGAAGGAGACGCUGGCGGCCACACAGCCGCGGCCCUCUCUGAACCAGAUAAAACAGCAGAGACGCAUGCAGGACCUGGAGGGUCUAGCCGCGCCCCUGGGAGGAGCCACGCAGGAGGUGAGAUGUCCCAUCCCUCCAAAUAAGUUCCAGCUGCCUUUGUCGUGCCCGCUGACAGCUGCUUUAGGCCCAGCCAUGCCCACUGCCCUGAGCUCCAACCCCUCUGCCAUGCUCCAGCCCGGGUACAUGGUACCAGCAGGCCCCUACGGAGGGGUGGUGCCCGGCCCCCUAUACCCCCAGCAGUGGUCUGGUAUGCCCAGCCCUGUGGGGAUGAUGGGGGCAGCGGGAGGGAUGCCCUACCUCACCAUGGCCAACCCAGGGGUGCAGGCCUACCCCCUGACCCUGCACAGCCCUGAGAACGUCCCCAACACCAGGAUUACCUAAAGUGACAACUAGCACCUCCCUGCACCCACUAAACCCCUAUCUUACCCCAUCGCCCCUGAUGUUCAACAGACUGCCCCCAGAUGUUCCCCUCUAUCCCAGCACACUCACAUCAGGACUGCCUGACUAACACGUUUUAACUAAUCCUGUGUUGCUAUCCUAACUCCACUCUGUCCCCCCUGGUUCUCACUCCAGGGUUACAAUUGUAACGAAAUCAAACUCUUAAAAACUUUUAAUAGAGUGAUGGGCUGAAAAAUAGAGUAAAGUAGGGCCCACACAAUUAAAUGCCCCAACAAAUGGCUUAUGGGUCAUUCCACCUCAAAGCACAAGAAAGAUGAUUUCGACACCCACCAUCUGAUUGUGCUGAAAUAUUUUCUGUAGUUAGAAACCUGAUAUUAGCAUUCCUGAAAAUGUUUUUUGAGAUAUAAUUUGAUCUCUGAGAAAUUAAGCUAAUUGCACAAAAAUGUGCCAUUUUAAAUGUAUAUGAUUCAUAUAAUCUUCAAUAAAAAUAGUACCUAACAUCCGAUUUGGACCAUAAUUCUUCAUGAGAAUUAGUAAGACGUGGUAUACAAUAAAAUGACCAAAAGCCACCCACGGACCCAUGUGAAUCUUUUUUCCCCUUUUCACAGAAAUUAGCCUUUUGAAGUCUCUUGCAUUAUUUGAAUUUUAUAUUCCUUUUUUUUUACAUUUAACCUUUACUUAAUGAGGCAAGUCAGUUAAGAACAAAAUCUUAUUUACAUUGACGGCCUACUGGGGAACAGUGGGUUAACUGCCUUGUUCAGACCAACAGAUUUUUACCUCGUCAGCUCGGGGAUCCUUUCGGUUACUGGCCCAACGCUAUAUAACCACUAGGUUACCUGCCGCCCCAUUUACCAUCGAUUUAGUGUGAAAGUACUCUGUUUUUCCCACUAGAUGCCACUGUUUCUGCUACUGCCACACCCUUUAAUCAAUUUUGCUGGUCUCUUGUCUUUUAUUAAAUGGAUCACAACAUUUUCUUUGUAACUUUUUGUAGAAAACCAAUAGCUUUUGCUCAUGAUGAAAAUAAAUUGUAUGGAAAUCCUCACAAUUCAAGCAAAGUCCUCCAUUAAUGUAAUUGUUUGUCCUUCUCUUAAUCUGUGUCCAGGAAACAGCCCCUCUGUGUGGUUUAUUCCGUUAAAAAAACGUUUAAGAUUAGUUAAGUCAUUCCGGUUGAACAAGCAAAUCAUUAGGCUACAGCGGUUCUAAUGGUUUCAAUGUCAUGGUCUCGAAUGGUCUUUAAUGGUGAAAGUCCUAAACAUAGUGUUUUGCAAUUGUAUGGUGUUGGGUUGUAAUGGUAAAUGUCACUUAUCACACUACAUAGAGAUGUUUUCUAAAAGUAUUAUUUUUUAAGAUACAAGUGCAAUGGUUUAAUAUUUUAUUAGGAUUGUCACAUUUGCAUCACCAGACAGUUUCUCAAGUGUUGGGCUUGUAGGAAAAGUCUUCAUAUUGCACCAUAAGGACAGGCCUCUCAGGGGGCUGCCAUUUGUUGGACUAUUCAAGAAGAGUUAUAGGUUGAAGCAUUAGGUUUCUAAGAGAAGGACAAACUGAAUUGCUUUCAUGGAGGACUGGCUUGAAGGAUGACCACACAAUCUAUUUUCAUCAUGAGCUGUUUUUGUUCUACCCAAAGUUGCAAAAGAAAAUGUUGUGAUCCAUUUAAUAAACACGAGAAACCAGCAAAAUUGAUAAAGGGUAUGGCAGUAGCAGGAACAGCGGCAUCUAGUGGGAAAAUGCUGGUACUUUCACAAUUUGUGGUAAGUAAUACAAGCUACUUCAAUGGCUAAUUUCUCUGAACAGAUUCACAAGGAAUACAUUACAUGGGAUGAAGAAGCAAUAAUAAUCCAAGCCGCAGCUCCAUACUACUUGUCAGACAUAGAGAACUGAUAGUGUUUACUUGUUGGGGUGAGAUUGGUGUGGGGGGGUCUGUGGGUGACCAUGUUAUUGGAUUCCUCAUGUCUUACUCAAUGAUAGGUAGAAGUUUGGUCCAAAUCGGAUGUUGGGUACUAUAUGUAUUGAAUAUUACGUGAAUCCUAUCAAUUUAAAAAGGGCUAAUUUGCUUAAUUUCUCAGAGAUAAUUUUUUAUUAACAAAAUAGUGUUGCGGGUAUGCUAAUCUUAUCGGUUUCUAACUAUAGAACAUAUUUCAGAACAAUCUGGGAUGGUAGGUGUCAUGGCUUGCUGAAAUGACAUGGAACGACUCUUAUGUGUUGGAGCAUCUGGUCCCUACUUGACUGUACUACUCACCCCCUCCAGUGUUUCUAUAUGCAGGAUAAUCCUGCUCCACUCUUAGAUUGUGGUUUGAUGCUUUAUUAAAGAGCAACACACGUGUAAAUAGCCUGUGAGCUUGUAAAUAUCCAGUGUGCGUGUCAAUAUACUUUAUACAGCACCGGGAGUUUUCCUGUGUGUAUGUAUACGUGUGUACAGUAUAAAUGUUCUGUGUGUGUCUGAGUACCUACUGCUUUUAGCUUUGGUCUUGUCUAAACUCACAGCCAUACUUUAUAAUAUCAGCGGUCACAAAUGUGAUGUUUUCACCAAAUCCGUCAUAAACGAUAAGUAGUCAUGUUUUCAGAUAGAUUUUUAUUGUUUACUAAUGUUUUGUCAACCUUAAAACACUACAUUAGAAAUCAAAAUUCAAUGGUUUAAGAUGAUAGGGCAGGAGACCUGUAUUUUAAAGUGAAGUUCUCUGAAGGAGUGUAGUGCCUUGAACAUUGAUUUUUCUGUCCGCAUUUUCUUUCCGCAACCAAGAGAUUUUAUUUUGCGGUGGCUUUGUGUCUUAUUUUUAUUUUUUUCUUGGUUUACAAUUGAAUGCCCUUGUAGCACUGCACUAUUAACACAGUAUAUGCUUUUAUUCAAGUAAUAAAAUCAUGUUUUUAAUCUUUGUUACUCCCCACCCCUGUGACAUUUAGAACGCCAUAGAGGUGAAAUGUACAGUUGCCCUGUGGGAACAGACAGUUGAUGUACAAUUUUUAAAAGUCAAAGCUCUCUCAUUGGGCAGUGGGUAGUGUCCUAGGCAUAGUUAGAAUUCUUAGAAUUAGCGUUCCCCAGUGGGUGGACCAAUUUAAUUUUCAUUCUAUAUUUAUAGAAUGAGGGGAACCCGUAGUGUCCAGCUCAGAAUGUAGCAGAGGCAGGUUUGCCGAGCAAGACUUAGUGCAAUUUCACCUAUCCACCUAGCUUUCGUAGCGGCCUUCCCACAAGCCUUACCCAGGAACCUGCAACAGGAGCUAGUUUCUUUUGUUGCCGUUUAGUUGAACCUAAGUUACAAAUCACAUUGAAAAUGAUAACAGCAGUUACAACUGCUAAAUAUUUUCUGUUGGGGCAAGAACAUGGUUCUCCUUUUAUUAGGCACAUUAUGGGAUUUCUUUAGUGCAAUCACCAGUUAUUAUUUACUUGUCUAAAUUAUUGCCAUUGUUUUAUGUUUCUAAGCUUGAUUUUGAUGCUGCUAGUGUGUCUGAGGUGGAUCCACUGUAAGUAUGAAAGGGAAGUUGAUGUGUGUUUUAUCUGCACACAUGAUGAUACAGUGGAGUCCCUCCAGUAAUAAAACCUUUGUCAGAGGGUGAGUUGUUUUCUCAAUGAGAUUAUGUUCAUGUCAAGCAGUGUUAUUAUAUUGCCUUGUUGAAAUGAAUAAAUGAUGUAUCAUUUCCUAGGUGGUUAUUGAUGAUAGCCUUGCUUUUCUGUAUUGUUUUGAGUGUUUGAUUUCUCUGUUCAGAAUUAAGCAUGUAAACUCCAGAUGGAUACUUGAUUUGCACAACAUGCCCAGUGCUUUAACUAUAGCCUAUAAUAUCAGUUCCAACACACCUAUACAUAAUGAGGUUAACCUUCCCGCCCCUUAUCCUCCUGACCACUGAAGAGCAUGUCUGUUAUUUUCCAUACAGCCGUGAUUAUCAUUACUAUACAGCCAUUUAGAAAUGUCACAGCCACCACCACACCAGUGAAAGGUUGCAAGCACCCCAGUCCUGCCAAGCUGUGAAUUGUACAGUUUUCCUGUCAUUAAUAUAUUUUGUUUAACUGUUUUGGGAUUUCACGUCGGUGUAUAUUAUUCCAUCAAUUCGGUUUGAAUUGGACUUUUUAUAGGAUAUAAUGCAGAGUUGUCUGCUUUGGUGAAAUACUUGCAGUAGUAAGAGAUUUCUGUUCUCUGUUACUCGUUGUAUCUGACAUUACUGCUACACCUCCCUGUCUGUUACACUUAGUGAGCAGAUCCAUAGAAACUGAUCGUAUAGAGCAGAUGUGGUUCUCUGAGGAAUAGAGAAUAAUGCAUGUUCUGAUCAUUGCAUUUCUAUCAGUUCUGAGUAACAUUGCCUCAUUGAAUAUGCCUGUAAUUGUGGAAGGCUUGCACUAAAGCUCUGUGUCGGAUUGCUUCUGCCUGCUAUGUAUCACCAGAUUACCUUACCAACCCAGUCAGCGCACUCAUCACAGACUGUACAUGUUUAAAGAGAAAUAAACAUUAUUUUGUGCUUGA
Messenger RNA from Oncorhynchus nerka (sockeye salmon), 13524 nucleotides. Its product is annotated as serine/threonine-protein kinase WNK2-like. The record is from RefSeq and is a predicted model, not a curated record. Lineage: Eukaryota; Metazoa; Chordata; Actinopteri; Salmoniformes; Salmonidae. Gene Ontology annotation, molecular function: potassium channel inhibitor activity; ATP binding; protein serine/threonine kinase activity. Gene Ontology annotation, cellular component: cytoplasm; cytosol. Gene Ontology annotation, biological process: monoatomic ion homeostasis; positive regulation of potassium ion import across plasma membrane; negative regulation of sodium ion transport.